GCUACACUGCACCAGACGCGCAUCCCGCGCAAGAGUACUUCGCUCUCACCAUCCUGAAAUUUCGUUAUUUCUGGAUUCGGCUGAAGGGAAGCGCUUCCGGCAGCACGUUCCCAGCUCCAGUGAAGCCUGAAGGAGAGAAAACCGGCUCGCGUUGACGGCGGUGGUGGUGGUGUGCAGUUGAAAAUGGAACGUUCCUUGUCGCUCGCUGUGCUCACAGUACUACUCGUGGCUUCAACGCAAGCACAGACAUUACCCUCCGGAUGUUCGUGCAGUGCCUCAGGCCUUGCAACGUACGCGUUCACCUUCGACGCUGACUGGAUCAACCCGUCACCACCUGUGGGCGCACAUUGGUCCUGGCCCAUUGGUGCCGCACACUCACCGUGCACAGUCGUAUGGAGAGAUGGUCAGCUGGCCAGUGCUGGGGUGAAGCAAGUAGCAGAACUGGGCUCCACCGGUACCAUUCAGAAUGAGUUCACAGCUGCCAAAGUUCUGUCCACGUUCCGAGGGGAUCUGCUUGGCAAACCGCUUGGCAGCACGUCUCGCUCUUUUACCGUCAAUAGGUAUUAUCCACUUGUAUCUGCACUGUCUAUGAUAGCUCCAUCUCCGGACUGGUUUGUUGGUGUGGACUCCUUCAGCCUGUGCUCCGGAUCCACAUGGACAAGCUCUGCUACGAUUCCUCUUUAUGCCUGGGAUGCUGGCACUGACAGUGGUCUGACGUUCGGGGCGGCCAACCUACCCACAUCGCCGCCUGAGAACAUUGCUCGUCUGGCCGGCGCCAGGGCAGCAAACACUAAUUUUCAGUCCGUGCUUCCUGCCGUGCCUCUGGGCAACUUCACGUUCCGCUUGUCAUCAGUCGACAGUACAGCCACUGUAACUGAUCCACAGUGCUCGAUGUGCAUUGCACCAACAACUCAGCCACUGCCCACCACAGGCUCCCCGACAACAGCCUCCCCGACAACAGCCUCCCCGACAACAGCCUCCCCAACAACAGCCUCCCCAACAACAGCCUCCCCGACAACAGGCUCCCCGACAACAGGCUCCCCGACAACAGCCUCCCCGACAACAACAUCAGUGAUGCCUGGUGGUGGCUGCCCACAAGACUCCAUUCCGUUUGGCAAGUGUCCCACGCUGUGCAAUGUCUCUGAUCCCACAUACAAUUGCUCUCAAGGGCAGCUGUGCUGUGCGGACAACUGCGGGGGUGCGAAGUGCACGAAAGCUUGUCCAGUGCUUCGGUGUUCACCGUGUAGUGCAUAUGUAUAUGAUAACAACUCCUGUCCAACAUGCCAAUGCCAAGCAGCCACGACACCACCACCAGUAUCUACUACAACAGCAGUAGGAUAUCAGAUUGGUGGAGGAUGUCCUGAUGUGAGCACAGGUUUUGGAAUAUGUCCAACGAAUUGUGACGUAGAUGCAAACUGUACUACAGCAGGAGAGUUAUGUUGUAAAAAUCAAUGUGGAAGUUUGCAAUGUACUGCAGUAUGUACACUACAACAAUGUCCUGUCAAGUGUGCCAUGUACACUUUGGAUAGCAGAGGUUGUCAAACAUGUACUUGCAUUGCAGCCACGACACCACCACCAGUAUCUACUACAACAGCAGUAGGAUAUCAGAUUGGUGGAGGAUGUCCUGAUGUGAGCACAGGUUUUGGAAUAUGUCCAACGAAUUGUGACGUAGAUGCAAACUGUACUACAGCAGGAGAGUUAUGUUGUAAAAAUCAAUGUGGAAGUUUGCAAUGUACUGCAGUAUGUACACUACGACAAUGUCCUGUCAAGUGUGCCAUGUACACUUUGGAUAGCAGAGGUUGUCAAACAUGUACUUGCAUUGCAGCCACGACACCACCACCAGUAUCUACUACAACAGCAGUAGGAUAUCAGAUUGGUGGAGGAUGUCCUGAUGUGAGCACAGGUUUUGGAAUAUGUCCAACGAAUUGUGACGUAGAUGCAAACUGUACUACAGCAGGAGAGUUAUGUUGUAAAAAUCAAUGUGGAAGUUUGCAAUGUACUGCAGUAUGUACACUACAACAAUGUCCUGUCAAGUGUGCCAUGUACACUUUGGAUAGCAGAGGUUGUCAAACAUGUACUUGCAUUGCAGCCACGACACCACCACCAGUAUCUACUACAACAGCAGUAGGAUAUCAGAUUGGUGGAGGAUGUCCUGAUGUGAGCACAGGUUUUGGAAUAUGUCCAACGAAUUGUGACGUAGAUGCAAACUGUACUACAGCAGGAGAGUUAUGUUGUAAAAAUCAAUGUGGAAGUUUGCAAUGUACUGCAGUAUGUACACUACAACAAUGUCCUGUCAAGUGUGCCAUGUACACUUUGGAUAGCAGAGGUUGUCAAACAUGUACUUGCAUUGCAGCCACGACACCACCACCAGUAUCUACUACAACAGCAGUAGGAUAUCAGAUUGGUGGAGGAUGUCCUGAUGUGAGCACAGGUUUUGGAAUAUGUCCAACGAAUUGUGACGUAGAUGCAAACUGUACUACAGCAGGAGAGUUAUGUUGUAAAAAUCAAUGUGGAAGUUUGCAAUGUACUGCAGUAUGUACACUACAACAAUGUCCUGUCAAGUGUGCCAUGUACACUUUGGAUAGCAGAGGUUGUCAAACAUGUACUUGCAUUGCAGCCACGACACCACCACCAGUAUCUACUACAACAGCAGUAGGAUAUCAGAUUGGUGGAGGAUGUCCUGAUGUGAGCACAGGUUUUGGAAUAUGUCCAACGAAUUGUGAUGUAGAUGCAAACUGUACUACAGCAGGAGAGUUAUGUUGUAAAAAUCAAUGUGGAAGUUUGCAAUGUACUGCAGUAUGUACACUACAACAAUGUCCUGUCAAGUGUGCCAUGUACACUUUGGAUAGCAGAGGUUGUCAAACAUGUACUUGCAUUGCAGCCACGACACCACCACCAGUAUCUACUACAACAGCAGUAGGAUAUCAGAUUGGUGGAGGAUGUCCUGAUGUGAGCACAGGUUUUGGAAUAUGUCCAACGAAUUGUGACGUAGAUGCAAACUGUACUACAGCAGGAGAGUUAUGUUGUAAAAAUCAAUGUGGAAGUUUGCAAUGUACUGCAGUAUGUACACUACAACAAUGUCCUGUCAAGUGUGCCAUGUACACUUUGGAUAGCAGAGGUUGUCAAACAUGUACUUGCAUUGCAGCCACGACACCACCACCAGUAUCUACUACAACAGCAGUAGGAUAUCAGAUUGGUGGAGGAUGUCCUGAUGUGAGCACAGGUUUUGGAAUAUGUCCAACGAAUUGUGAUGUAGAUGCAAACUGUACUACAGCAGGAGAGUUAUGUUGUAAAAAUCAAUGUGGAAGUUUGCAAUGUACUGCAGUAUGUACACUACAACAAUGUCCUGUCAAGUGUGCCAUGUACACUUUGGAUAGCAGAGGUUGUCAAACAUGUACUUGCAUUGCAGCCACGACACCACCACCAGUCAGCAGCAAACCACCACCAGUAUCUACUACAACAGCAGUAGGAUAUCAGAUUGGUGGAGGAUGUCCUGAUGUGAGCACAGGUUUUGGAAUAUGUCCAACGAAUUGUGAUGUAGAUGCAAACUGUACUACAGCAGGAGAGUUAUGUUGUAAAAAUCAAUGUGGAAGUUUGCAAUGUACUGCAGUAUGUACACUACAACAAUGUCCUGUCAAGUGUGCCAUGUACACUUUGGAUAGCAGAGGUUGUCAAACAUGUACUUGCAUUGCAGCCACGACACCACCACCAGUAUCUACUACAACAGCAGUAGGAUAUCAGAUUGGUGGAGGAUGUCCUGAUGUGAGCACAGGUUUUGGAAUAUGUCCAACGAAUUGUGAUGUAGAUGCAAACUGUACUACAGCAGGAGAGUUAUGUUGUAAAAAUCAAUGUGGAAGUUUGCAAUGUACUGCAGUCUGUACACUACAACAAUGUCCUGUCAAGUGUGCCAUGUACACUUUGGAUAGCAGAGGUUGUCAAACAUGUACUUGCAUUGCAACACCACCAACCACUAAAGCAACAACUGUACCACGAACUACCCAACUGGUGGCUCAAACAACUGCGAUUCCAACAUCAAAUGUCACUAUUGGUGGAGGCUGUCCCAAACAAUCUGGUGGUUUUGGAAUUUGUCCUUCUAAUUGUGGUCCUAGUAAACCUUGUACAACAACUGGUGACCAAUGUUGUGCAAAUACAUGUGGUGGUACAGUUUGUACAAAGCCAUGUGCAGUGUUGACUUGCUCCAGUUCAUGUACGGCAUACACUAAUGAUGUACUGGGAUGUCCAACAUGUACUUGUGUUGCCGUUGCAACCACUCCAGCAUCCACCAAACCUGCCACAACUGCAGCUGUUACAAAGCCAGCCAGUACACCUGCACCACAAACUACCCAACUUGUGGCUCAAACAACUGCAAUUCCAACAUCAAAUGUCACAAUUGGUGGAGGCUGUCCCAAGCAAUCUGGUGGUUUUGGAAUUUGUCCUUCUGAUUGUGGUCCUAGUAAACCUUGUACAACAACUGGUGACCAAUGUUGUGCAAAUACAUGUGGUGGUACAGUUUGUACAAAGCCAUGUGCAGUGUUGACAUGCUCCAGUUCAUGUACGGCAUACACUAAUGAUGUACUGGGAUGUCCAACAUGUACUUGUGUUGCCGUUGCAACCACUCAAGCAUCCACCAAACCAGCCACAACUGCAGCUGUUACAAAGCCAGCCAGUACACCUGCACCACGAACUACCCAACUUGUGGCUCAAACAACUGCAAUUCCAACAUCAAAUGUUACUAUUGGUGGAGGCUGUCCCAAACAAUCUGGUGGUUUUGGAAUUUGUCCUUCUAAUUGUGGUCCUAGUAAACCUUGUACAACAACUGGUGACCAAUGUUGUGCAAAUACAUGUGGUGGUACAGUUUGUACAAAGCCAUGUGCAGUGUUGACUUGCUCCAGUUCAUGUACGGCAUACACUAAUGAUGUACUGGGAUGUCCAACAUGUACUUGUACCGUAUUGACAACUGCACCACCUACCAAACCAGCGACAACUGGACGAACUUCUACCAAACCAGCUACAACGGGACGAACUUCCACCAAGCCAUCGCCCCAAACCACUGUUUCACCCACGACGACGCAACCUUCAGCCACAACACCGGCCAGCCAGAUUGGUGGUGGAUGCCCUGUCGUGCAGGCUGGUUUCGGCAUCUGCCCCACAGACUGCAGCCGGGAUAGUGACUGCACUACGGCUGGACAGCUGUGCUGCAAGAAUCAAUGCAGAGGUUUGGUGUGUGCUGCGGCGUGUGCCAGACUGACCUGUGCACUGGCCUGUGCUACCUUUGCUACUGAUACCAGGGGAUGUCCUGUGUGUGCAUGUUCAACUGCGGCUACAAAGCCCUCUACAACACAGGCUACAACUAACCGCCCUACAACCGCGCCUAGAACCACUGGACCAAGAGCAACAACGGGAACAAGCACCACGAAUGCAAUGACCUCCGCAGCUGGCCAAAGCAGCGGAGCAAGAACAACGGGAGCAUCGAUGACAACUGCGUCUGGGACGAUUGGCACCAGGAUGCCAUCAAGCCCGUCAAGCUCAGGUCCUCAGGAAAUGACACCCAGCAUGUCUCGCCGCACUACAAGAAUACCCGUUGGAACGAGCGCUUCAAUGGCACCACAGACACCGUCUCCAACAACAAUAGUUACUGAAGCAACUAGGCCGCCAACCACAAUCCCUGAAAUAGCUAUCGGACACGAUGUGGAGGUCACUCUUGUCCUGUCAAUAGGCUCAGCUGCCGCUCUAGAUGGUGUUAGCACUCACGAAGAUGAAUUUGUCAAGUUUGUUAUUGCACAACUGCAAACCAGCUACGGUCUCUCAAGUGAACAAAUCGACGACGAAGGCAAGUUCAAAGUCUCCAGCAAUACUGCUGCAAGUCACACGGUGCAAGUCACUGUCACCAUGAAGGCUACCAGCAACCAGGACACUGCACCGUUUGAAGUCGCAAGCCGUAUACAGUCUGAUGUUGAAAGUGGCCGGCUCACUCUAACAAACUUUGAGGUAGGAUCCCAGUCCUAUGCAGUCCGUCCAGCGCAAGCGUCCACACAGGUCACUGAUGAUGUCUAUGAACCAGAAGAGUCCAGCUCCAAUACAGGCGCUAUUGUCGGAGGAGUUAUUGGCGGGCUUUGUGGAGUGGUCGGCUUUGUAAGCCUAGUCUACUACCUGAGAACAAAGGGAGACAGUCGCCAUCGCCAUCGCAAGGGAUCCAUUCCCAUGAGAUCUCCCACGAUUUCCCAGUCAACAAUGACCGGCUCUCUCCAAUUUGAAGCGGAUGCGAUCACCAACGAAGGGGCCACGGAUCACGCCACUGUAUAGGCACACAAUCUAACAUAUGAGGUUUUGUGCUGUGCACAUGCGUGUGUGUGUGUGUGUGUGUGUGUGUUUGUGUAUGUGUGUAUGUGUGUGUGUGGAUGUGUGUGUGUGUGUUUGUGCGUGCGUGUGUGCGUGUGUGUAUUUGGAUGCGUCUGUGGUAGUGUUUGUGUGGCCGAUCAUUGCAUCUGAAAUGCAGUCCUGGCCGGCAGUGAUUGCCAGGAUCGCCUUAGGAGAACACUAAAUGUUUGGCUGUUCACUAUAGAUCAAGCCACGCAAUAGUCAUCCUCCCUGCAUUAGUGCAUAUGCGUAUCGUGCCUGCUACAGAGUAAAGCCAGCCAUUCCUAUCGACAAGAAUAGAACUUGCUUAGCUAAAGCUGGUGCAAUCCGUUUAAAAGAAUGUAUGCAUAUUCUCUAAGACAAUUUCACUCGGUAAUGUUCUAUUGAAAUGCAGACAGCACUUUAAUAGCCAGAACUGACAUACAUACAUAGAUUAUUGUUGUGCACGUGUGUUUCUCACUGCAAUUGCAUAGCCGGUUGUAACACGGACGUGCGAACUUUACUUCUUUUCUUACGUGUGUGCUUGCGAAUGUGAGCGAAACGAUUCUACUUUGAAGAAGAUAAUCAUGUUAGCGUAACGAUAUGCACCUGAUCACAUCCAUUGAUUUUAAUAUUAUGAGGUUUAUGUGUAGUCACAUGACCUCAACUUAUGACAUCAUGAUCUGGAUUUGGAUUUCUAUUCAAUUGCAACUCAAUUCACAAUAUUUUAAUCUAAGCAAAAUCAAAUUUCAUUCAGGGCAAUUUGUUUAUGAAGCAAAGAACACUGCGUAAAAACAUUG
This is a messenger RNA of Sycon ciliatum, 7136 nucleotides long. Its product is annotated as mucin-2-like. Bases 184 to 6303 code for a protein of 2039 amino acids. Gene Ontology annotation, cellular component: extracellular region. NCBI's taxonomy places the organism in Eukaryota, Metazoa, Porifera, Calcarea, Leucosolenida, Sycettidae. The transcript is spliced from 29 exons. The record is from RefSeq and is a predicted model, not a curated record. Gene Ontology annotation, molecular function: peptidase inhibitor activity.